This is a messenger RNA of Aethina tumida (small hive beetle), 408 nucleotides long. Its product is annotated as flexible cuticle protein 12-like. Gene Ontology annotation, cellular component: chitin-based extracellular matrix. Gene Ontology annotation, molecular function: structural constituent of chitin-based larval cuticle. The transcript is spliced from 3 exons. The record is from RefSeq and is a predicted model, not a curated record. Lineage: Eukaryota; Metazoa; Arthropoda; Insecta; Coleoptera; Nitidulidae. Bases 36 to 389 code for a protein of 117 amino acids.
AUUUUUAUCUUAAAGUAUAAAAGCGAAAGGCAAUUAUGAGGCGUUAUCAAAUACUCAACGCAACAAUGAAAGUAGUAGCUGUCCUCUUCGCCGUUCUGGCUGUAGCUUUGGCUGCCCCAGCCAACCCAGACGCUGAGGCUCAAGUCCUCAGAAGUGAAUUGGAUAACAUUGGUGUUGAUGGAUUCAAAUGGGGUUAUGAAACCAGCAACGGUAUCUCUGCUGAUGAAACUGGAGAAUUGAUCAACGCCGGCUCAGAAAACGAAGCUGUAGCAGUCCGUGGGUCCUUCCAGUACGUUGGACCUGAUGGUGUUACAUAUAAAGUAACUUACAUUGCUGACGAGAACGGCUUCCAACCCCAAGGUGCCCAUUUGCCUGUUGCCCCACAAUAGGUUAUUUAAGAUAAUAAUA